This is a messenger RNA of Zootoca vivipara (common lizard), 1694 nucleotides long. The record is from RefSeq and is a predicted model, not a curated record. Lineage: Eukaryota; Metazoa; Chordata; Lepidosauria; Squamata; Lacertidae.
GCGCCCGUGCAGGGCAUGCUGGUUUGCUUAGCAAGCGAGGCCAGUCCGCUGGGGAAAGCUGCCGGGAAAAGGAAGAGCGGCUUCAGCAUGACAGCCUCGCCAGAGUGAGCUGCUGCUGCUGCUGCUCGGGCGGCUGGAGACGCCGGGUGCCCUUUUUCGGGCAAUGCAGAUAAACUCAACUGAGAAGAACACAAUUGUGAUGUUGCUGAAGAAGAUUCAUAGACAAAAUUUCCGGAUGAUCAUUGACUGACGGCUUUGCCUGAUGUGGUUUAGUGAACAUCACAAUAGCCAGAACAAGUUGUUCUACAUCCCUUUAUUUGAAUAACCAGACCACUUUGAUUUGCGUUCGUCACAACAUUCAACAUGUCAUUCAACAUCCAGGGCCAGAUGAACUACAUCCAAGAGUAUUAAAAGAACUGGCAGAGGCUUUUAAGGAUGGAUUAUUUUCGAGCCUCCACAUUUCUCUUUAUGCUGAUAUUAUGCAGAGGCGUCACUGCAGACACAGAGAAGAAAACCCCUGAUUCAGGAUUGGAAAUCUAUAAGAAGCUGUUCGAAGUGAAACGCAAAGACCAGAUGAAUGCGUUGAAGAACCUGAUUGAACUCAACGAUGUGAACCAACAGUACAAGAUCAUAGACAUCAUGCUCAAGGGUCUUUUCAAAGUUCUUGAAGACUCGCGGGCUGUACUUAUAGCAGCAGAUGUCCCUCCAGAUGGGCCGUUCCCUCAGGAUGAGAAGCUAAAGGAUGCAUAUUCCCAUGUGGUGGAGAACACUGCAUUUUUUGGUGAUGUAGUCCUGCGUUUUCCCAAGAUAGUGCACCAUUACUUUGACCGCAACUCCAACUGGAACAACCUGAUUCGCUGGGGAAUUGGCUUCUGCAACCAGACAGGUGUAUUUGAUCAAGGUCCGCACUCGCAAGUCCUCGGAUUGAUGGCUCAAGAGCUUGGAAUAAGUGAGAAAUCUCCAGAAUACCGGAACCCCUUUAAAACAGACAAUUCUGAAUUUUCCCCCAGUGCAGACACAUUCCAGAAGGCUCUCCGGGAGGAAGAGAAGCGAAGGAAGAAAGAGGAGAAGCGGAAGGAGAUCCGCAAGGGGCCUCGCAUCUCCCGCUCACAGUCAGAGUUGUAAUGCCGCCACCUGCUCCUGUCACCGUGACUUGCCCUGGGCGGGAGAUGGAAGCCGCUGGGAGAGGAGUAUCCCAGUCCCUUGAUGACCUCAGGAAAAUGCCAGGAUGUUGCGGUUUUGUUUUGUAAGGUUUUGGAAGUUUGUUUCUUCUUUCAGCAAGAUGUUGGCUAACAACUGGGAGGCGCCCCAGGCAGAUAUCGCGGUUUUUGAGCACAUCUUCCCUUAUGGGAAGGCUUUUUCGAGUAACUGGAAUGUACAGAGUUUGUCAGAGGCUGUUCCUCAUGUGUCUCUGUAUUUUUGUUUCAUGUGGCUUUGCCAGUUUGUAACGCUUAGGGAGAGGGGCUGCGAAAGGGAAGUUCUCCGGUUCAUGCCACCUCUGAGGUUGUGAAUUCUUGUGCAGUCAGAAUGGGAAGGUAACACAGAGUCACCUUGAAAGAGUUAAGGAUUCUAAGAGUUAUGGGUUAAGGACAUAGAUUCAUUGGGAUUAUUCACGCACUGACAGAGUACUCCUUUUGAAUGUACCUAGGAUACGUCAAAGAGGUGCUGUUAUUAAAAUGCCGUAAUAAUCCACA